CAUUUUUCACAGUUUACACAGCAAGACACGUUUUAUCACCUGAUGGUCAAUAAAAUACAAUAUGAAAAGAAUCUUAAUAUUUUCGAUCGUUUUUGUACUAUUGGUCUUGCAUCAAGUGUGGUGCGAUCGUGACGACAUUGAAAAGAGCCAUAGUAAAUACCGGUCAUAUCCAAGACCGUCGCGACCAUCACCUGGCGGUAGGCGAUUUGGAGAAAACUAUGGGUGGAUAUACCAUCGUGACGAGGGUUACUGGUAUCAUCCGGAGUCUAUGUGGAGAUGGCAUCCAAAUAAUGGAUGGAGACAAUACUGUCAAGGCAACUAUUACGGUCACUAUAGCCGUUGAACAUAUUGCACAGAACCAUUUUUGAGCCAGAACCUAUGUAAUAUUUUUUUAAUAAAUACUUUCUUACGUCUCAGUCACAUAUAAAUACAAUAAAACCGAUAUUAAAUAUAUUUAACUAAAAAUAAUCACACUUCAGUAACUCAACUUGUACCACUUCUUACAUACAA
Molecule: messenger RNA, 510 nt
Organism: Melanaphis sacchari
Lineage: Eukaryota; Metazoa; Arthropoda; Insecta; Hemiptera; Aphididae
Exons: 2
Coding region: 62-343 (93 amino acids)
Source: RefSeq, a predicted model, not a curated record